AUGAAGCUUUUUGUGGCGCUGUGGAUUGGAAACUUCCUGCAGUUUUGCCAAGCCGCCCUCUACACUAAUGACUGGGCCCUAAGGAUAAACGGAGGUGUAAAAUCUGCGACCAGGAUAGCGGAGAAAUAUGGAUUCACAAAUAUGGGACGGAUUGGAGAGCUGAGGAAUCAUUACAUCUUUCGCCACCGCACAAUGGCAGCACGGUCCACGGCGCCCAACAAUACAGUAACAGCUCACGUCGCCAUGGAGACCAAGGUGGAAUGGCUCCAACAACAGGUGAUCCGGAAAAGAGUGAAAAGAACUUUGUACUCCUUCAGCAAAAAGAACUCCCACAGUGCAGAUGCUCUUCACCACUUCCAUCACACCCGCUUGCAGCACAACGAGUACCAGCAGUGGUACAAUAUCAACUGGAACGACGAAGAAGAGCUUGCAUUGUGUUUGCGGGAUAAAGGCAUGAGUGAAACACUAGUUGUUGCGACUAAUUUGGAUGUGCUACUAUUUGCUACGCAGCUCUGCAGUGAUGACUCCAAAGGCUGCCGGCCCCCCAUGAACAUCGCCGGGGCCUGGGGGAGGGGCUACACGGGCAGGGGUGUGGUCGUGUCCGUUUUAGAUGAUGGCAUCGAUGGAGAGCACCCAGACUUGAAAAGAAAUUACGACGCUCUCGCCAGUUUUGAUGUGAACGGACAAGAACGACAUCCUUCGCCGAGUUAUUCCGUGAUGGCUGCCAACUAUCAUGGGACUCAGUGUGCAGGAAUGGUGGCCGCCGCCAUUGCUGCAAACCACUCCACGUGCACCAUGGGAGUGGCUUUCCACACAAGGAUAGGAGGCGUCCGGAUGCUGGAUGUACCGAAUGGAGAAGUGACGGACACGGCAGAGGCGCAGGCACUGAGCUUCAAACCACAACAUGUUGACAUCUACUUGGCCAGCUGGGGACCAGAUGAUGACGGCGCCACUGUGGACGGACCCGGACCCCUGACUCGCCUUGCUUUGCAGAAUGGCAUCCAAACUGGCCGACACGGGCGGGGCUCUGUUUACGUAUGGGCGGCGGGAAGCGGCGGUCACAGAGGUGACCACUGCUCAUGUGACGGCUACAGCAACAGCAUCUACACCAUCUCCAUCGGCAGUAGCAGCGGCCGGGUCCUCCGGAACCAGCCGGACCACCAGGAGAGGUGCUCGUCCACGCUUGCCACGGCCUCCACCGCAGAUGAGAUCAGUCCAUCCAUGUUGGCUCCACAUCAGAGCUGCGGUGCGGCUAAUUGGGGCCCGGCCCUCUCUGCCUCAGCGGCGGCGGGCGUCAUCGCACUCACCCUGGAGGCCAAUCCUCUGCUCACCUGGAGAGACAUCCAGCACAUCAUCGUUCGGACGUCGGAUACUCGCCAGCUUGUGGCGUCAGACUGGCAAACGAAUGGCGCCGGACACAAAGUGAGCCACCUGUACGGCUUCGGCUUGCUGGAUGCCGAGAGGAUGGUACUACAGGCGAAGCGAUGGCGGCGGGUCCCCCCGCAGAGUGCGUGCACGGUAGAGGCGCCCGCUCCGUUAAAGAGAAUGCUGGAUGCGGGAAGGGCGCUGACAUCAGUGUUGGAGACGUCCGGCUGCUCUGCUUCAUCCCAACGGCAGCAGCACGUGGCCUUCGCAGAGCACGUGGUCGUGCGUGUCACAGUGGCUUGCUGUCGCCGUGGCGACCUUUCCAUUGCGCUCACAUCGCCCUCGGGCACCGUGUCACAGCUUCUCGAUAAAAGGCCUCAUGACAACUCCACUGAGGGUUUUCACCAGUGGGAAUUCAUGACAACUCACUGCUGGGGGGAGCGGGCGGAUGGGGAAUGGACCUUGAACAUCCGUGACUCUCCCUCUCAAGGGAGGGAAAACUCUCAAGCGGGGACACUGGAAGAGUGGUCUCUGGUGAUUUACGGCACCGCACGGCAGCCAUAUCCCGCUCGGCGCAGGCCGGCGCGGUCGGCCGAGAUACCGAAGGACGCCGACUUCGCUGAAGAAUACACUGGACCCUGCGACCCAGAGUGCAGCGACGACGGCUGCGAGGGUCCCGGCCCUCUGCAAUGUGUCACAUGUGCCCACUUUUUCCUUAAAUUCAAGAACAACACAAGAAUGUGCGUGUCCGGGUGUCCAUGGGGAUUCUGGGGUGAUAGGCGCCGUUGCAAGCGCUGCUACGCCACCUGCGAGAGUUGCACAGGAAGUCGCAGUGACCAGUGCACUUCCUGUCAAGCCGGAUAUCACCUGACCGAGGGGACCAACACCUGCACCACCGUCUGCGAGGAGAGCUACUUCCUGGACCACGAUGGAAAUAUGUGCAGAAAAUGCAGCGAGAAGUGCUCGAGGUGCACGUCCUCCAGCGUCUGCACGGAAUGCAAAGCAGACGCGAGACUGCGUGGGAACCGGUGCCAGCGACGUUGCGCGUCAGGAAUGUACCUCGACGAGGCUGAGGGCCUUUGCAAAGCUUGCCACCGGGUGUGCACCGCCUGUGCAGGCGCCGGCGUAGAGGCGUGUACGCAGUGCGCGGAGGGCUACCUGAUGGAGGAAUGGAGGUGCGUUCCCUCCUGCAGCAGCGGCUUCUUCGCCACAAACCCGGAAAUGGCAGACGGGCGCUGGGUGUGUAGGAGGUGCGACGCCAGCUGUCUCACCUGUGUCGGGCCGGGCCGGGCCAACUGCAGCAGCUGUUCCAGCGGCCACAGCCUGCAGGAGGGCGAGUGUGUUCUCCACACGGCGUGCGCAGAUGGGGAAUACCAGGCCAAUGACGGGAUGUGCCGCCCGUGUCACCCGACAUGCUUGAAGUGCACGGGACCGCAGCAUCUAGACUGCAUCAACUGCGGCGCUUCACACGCUCUGGACGAGGGUCGCUGCCUGGCGGAGUGCUCCCGAGGCAAGUACCAGUCGGGUGGGCAGUGCCACCUGUGUGACCACACCUGUGCAACCUGUGUGGAGGCGGGGCCUGCCAACUGUACUAGCUGUGUCACCGAUAAGUUCGGAAUGGAGCGUUACCUCCACAAAGGCAGCUGCGUGGACGCCUGCCCCGAGGCCUUCUACCACACCGACGAGUGGAGCUGCGAGGCCUGCUCGCAGGGCUGCACGCUCUGCACGAGCGCCGCCCACUGCCUGAGGUGCAACUCGUCCCACUCCGUGUCCGACGGCGCCUGUGUCAAGCUGGAGUGCGGCGAAGGGGAAGUUGAAGAUCCAGAUUACAGCGACUGCAUGGCCUGCGAGGAGGGCUGCAGGCAGUGUGUCUUGUAUAACCCCAGGCAUUGCCUGUCCUGCAAAGAAGGCUUUUACAACUUCCAGGAUGGCUGCUACAAAAACUGCCCCGCCAAGACGUACAACGUGGACGUGGACAUGACCUGCGUCCCGUGCGACAGCAACUGCGUCAGCUGCGACCAGGACGAGUGCUACUGGUGCGAAACGGACCUCUUCCUGUCAGAGGGAAAAUGUGUGUCCGUGUGCCCUGAGGGAUUUUACGGUGACGAGGACACCAACGACUGCGAGGAGUGCCACGCCGAAUGCACGACGUGCAGCGGCCUUGGGGACGACGACUGCGCGUCGUGCGGUGAUGGCAAAAUACUGGAGAACGGACAGUGCGUGACUGAAGGCGACGUCUGUCCCGUUCUGACCUUUCGCAGCGGCGAUGGCGAAUGUGUGGAGUGCCAUCCAUCGUGCGAGUCCUGCUCUGGACAAAACAAGAACCAGUGCAGCAAAUGUACAAAAGGACGCUUUCUGAGCCCUCAGCAAACGUGUGUGUCAAAAUGUCCGCCGGGUUCGUUCGGCGACCGACUGAGCGGCGAGUGCGAGGCGUGCCGCGCCGGCUGUUUGCACUGCGUGGACCUUGAGCGCUGCACCCGCUGCCUGAGCCGCCCCACAGCGGUGUUGUUCCUGCAGGACGGCCAAUGUGUCCAGCAGUGUGUCAGAGGUUAUCCCGUCGGUCAGGUGUGUCGAAGCUGCGUGUCGGGCUGCGUGUCCUGCGAGAAGAACUCCACCUACUGCCUGAGCUGUGAAGAACCCCUGCUGCUGCUCAAUCACCGGUGUGUGGAGCAGUGUCCCGCGGGUCACACGGUCCACAUCCAGGAUUGCCGACGCUGCCCCGCGGCCUGUGAAGAGUGCAGCCCCCUUGGAGAGUGCACAGCCUGUGAGGAGUAUCACUUCCUCCACGAGGGUGCGUGCAUGCCCGACUGCCCCGAUCGCUUCUUCGGCGAUAACGAGCGGCGGGAGUGUCUGCGCUGUCGCGCCGACUGUCGCUCGUGCGACGGCCCCGGACGCGACGACUGCGACGCUUGUGAGGACCCCCGGGCCGCACUACGCGACGGAGAUUGCGUGACCCCGUGUCCCGCUCGGACCUUCAUGGAUGACGCCACGGGAGAGUGUCAACAGUGUGACGUCUCCUGCCUCACCUGCGUGGGGCCCUUGGCCGGCUCCUGCUCUGGCUGCAGAGAGGGCCACAGACUGGAGGGUCGCGGACUGGAGGGUCGCGGCCAAUGCGUGCCGUCGGCCGACGAGUGCUCGCCGCACGAGUACGUCGACGAGCGCGAGGAAUGCCAGCCGUGCCACAAGAACUGCCGCCGCUGCUCCGGCCCGGGGAAGAACCACUGCUUGAGCUGCAAGCAGAGACGUCUUCUACAAAAUGGCAGCUGCAUUGACGAAUGUCCGCCAAGUUUCUACGCCGACGAGUUGCGGCAGAAAUGCGAAGCGUGCCACCCGACUUGUCAGUCCUGCGCCGGGAAGCGUAGCCACGAGUGUCUGGCCUGCAAGGACCGGCUCUUUCGCCACGACAACGAGUGCGUGGAGACGUGUCCACACAGUCACUAUGGCAACCAGGCCUCAAGGGCGUGUGAGCCAUGCGACCCCACUUGCAGCGAGUGUUCGGGGGACGGGGACUGCCUGAGCUGCGCACCGGGACUGGUUUUCAUGCCGCGGGAAGGCCGCUGCCUCCACGCCUGCCCUCGCGGAUUCUAUCACCACCGAGAUGAUGACGACGACGCGUACGCUACGUGCGAGCGUUGCCACGGCAACUGCGCAACGUGCUCAGGUCAGCGACACGACGCGAUGAUAUUGAUGACAUCGUAGAAAUGGAAAAUUAACGACGACAGCGGUGCCUUGAGAGAUGAGUGACCCGACU
Phycodurus eques (leafy seadragon) is the source of this 5116-nucleotide messenger RNA. Its product is annotated as proprotein convertase subtilisin/kexin type 5-like. The record is from RefSeq and is a predicted model, not a curated record. Gene Ontology annotation, cellular component: Golgi membrane; trans-Golgi network. Gene Ontology annotation, biological process: peptide hormone processing. Bases 1 to 5064 code for a protein of 1687 amino acids. The transcript has 36 exons. Gene Ontology annotation, molecular function: serine-type endopeptidase activity. Lineage: Eukaryota; Metazoa; Chordata; Actinopteri; Syngnathiformes; Syngnathidae.